Messenger RNA from Morchella sextelata, 5820 nucleotides. RefSeq lists its product as uncharacterized. Bases 1 to 5820 code for a protein of 1939 amino acids. NCBI's taxonomy places the organism in Eukaryota, Fungi, Ascomycota, Pezizomycetes, Pezizales, Morchellaceae. Gene Ontology annotation, molecular function: nucleic acid binding. The transcript has 4 exons. Gene Ontology annotation, biological process: DNA integration. The record is from RefSeq and is a predicted model, not a curated record.
AUGUCCGACAUCACUCAGGAUACGCUGUUGCAGCGUCUUUCAGAAUUUCUGACCACCUAUGGUCCCCUUCCAGCCGAUAUAGACUUCGGCGAAGAACUCACGGAAGCUCAUGGUCUUAUUGCUGAGUGUUUGGAGGCUCUCACCAAGCCUCUUGACACCCCCGCGCCACUAGAACCCGUUAUCGAUACGGCUCAAGAAGAGGUCAUUGCCGGCCUCACCAUAGAACUAGAAGCAGCCAACGAAAAGGCUGCCGAUUUUUGGCAAACCUUGUGCGAUAACCAGGAAGAUUCUACCGAGAUCAUCCGAGGUCGCGACGAGGUUAUCGUUGCUCUGAAAAUUGAGCUGGAGGAAUCGAAGGCUGAAGAAGAAGAGCUUCGGUUCCGUCUGGCACUACAUCAAGAAAGUCUCGCCAUCGCUGACGAGAACCUUGCUGAUGUUGAAGAUGAGAUUCUUCACAUCACCUCUGUUGCAAAGGCCUGGGAGGCCCAAGCCAAUGCCACUAUCGCUGACCUUCGUUCUCGUAUCUCCGUUUCCACCGCUACAGUUAAACCUCGCCAUGUCUCCAAGUCUCGCUAUCUGUCCCCUCGCUCUCAGGAUCCCCGUACCAUUACCCCUUUGGUAAAAAAUGGCAAACCAAAGGGGCCAGCCCCGCCACCUGUUUCUGUUCUCCCUGCUGCUGCUGUGUCUGAGGAUGAGAUGUCCGAAGACUCUCUUGUUGUUACCUGUUCGGUCUCUCAGAAUUCCGACUCCUUCAUUCCCACCUACGCUCUCAUUGAUACUGGAGCAUCAGGAUAUGCUUUUAUCGAUGAAUCUUUCGUACGUCACAAUAAUCUUGCAAUGACCCCUCUUAGGAAACCUCGCCAGGUAGAUGUUAUGGAUGGAAGACCUAUCCAGUCAGGAGAAAUUACCCACAUUGUCGAUGUUUCACUAGAUAUUCAUGGCCAUCGAGAAAUUGCUUCAUGUUUCGUUACAAAGUUGGGACAUUAUCCGAUCGUGAUGGGAAUACCGUGGAUGCGACGGCACGAUGUCACCAUUCGGCCAAAGGAUAAUCUACUUGUUUUUGAUUCUCGGGACUGUGUUAAACACUGUUCACUCAAUGGAACUGCAGUCACUGUCCAUGGAAUAUCGAUCCCUCUACCAGAACAUCAUACUAUUAUCGUUUCAGCAGUUGAGAAAUCCACCGUCAACGUCAAGCAACUAGUACCAAAGGAGUUCCACCAUCGUCUCCACAUGUUCCAAGAAUAUGAUGCUUCUGUCCUGCCGCCACAUCGACCGUCCCAUGAUAUUGAGAUCGUAUUGGAGGAAGGUAAACGACCUCCAUAUGGACCAAUAUACGGCCUGUCCCAGAUUGAAUUAAAAGCGCUACGGGAAUACCUCGAUGAAAAUCUACCAAAGGGAUUUAUCAGAGCUAGUGAAUCACCGGCAGGAGCACCUAUACUAUUCGUAAAGAAAAGUGAUGGGACUCUCCGGCUAUGUGUGGAUUACCGAGGCCUCAAUGCGAUCACGGUCAAAAAUCGGUAUCCGUUACCACUGUUAAAGGAAACUUUGGCUAAACUUUCGAAGGCACAGUACUAUACCAAGUUGGAUCUACGUUGGGGAUAUAAUCAGAUCAGUGUAACGGCAGCUAGACGGGUUGGCUAUGAUACGCUGUUACAGCGUCUUUCAGAAUUUCUGAUCACCUAUGGUCCUCUUCCAGCCGAUAUAGACUUCGGCGAAGAACUUACCGAGGCUCAUGGUCUUAUUGCUGAGUGUUUGGAGGCUCUCAACAAGCCUCUCGACACCCCCACGCCACCAGAACCCAUUAUUGAUACGGCCCAGGAAGAGGUUAUUACCAGCCUCACCAUAGAACUAGAAGCAGCCAACGAAAAGGCUGCCGAUUUUUGGCAAACCUUGUGCGAUAACCAGGAAGGUUCUACCGAGAUCAUCCGAGGUCGCGACGAGGUUAUCGUUGCUUUGAAGAUUGAGCUGGAGGAGUCUAAAGCCGAAGAGGAGGAGCUUCGGUAUCGUCUGGCAUUACAUCAGGAAAACCUCGCCAUCACUGACGAAAACCUCGCUAAUGCUGAAGAUGAAAUUCUUCACAUUACCUCUGUUGCAAAGGCCUGGGAGGCCCAAGCCAAUGCCACCAUCGCUGACCUUCGUUCUCGUAUCUCCGUUUCUACCGCUACAGUUAAAUCUCGCCAUGUCUCCAAGCCUCGUUACCUGACUCCUCGCACCCAAGAUCCCCGUUCCAUUAGCAAUUGGCGAGAAAGGCCACUUGAAAAUGGAUCCUCAAAGCCGGCGUUAAAAGCCCCGCCACCUGUUUCUGUUCUCCCUGUUGCUGCUGUGUCUGAAGAUAAGAUGUCCGAAGACUCUCUUGUUGUUACCUGUUCGGUCUCUCAGAAUCCCGACUCUUUCGUUUCCACCUACGCUCUUAUUGAUACUGGAGCAUCAGGAUAUGCUUUUAUCGAUGAAUCUUUCGCACGCAACAACAAUCUUGCAAUGACCCCCCUUAAGAAAUCUCGCCUGGUAGAUGUUAUGGAUGGAAGACCUAUCCAGUCAGGAGAAAUUACCCACGUUGUCAAUGUUUCACUAGAUAUUCAUGGUCACCGAGAAAUUGCCUCAUGUUUCGUUACAAAGUUGGGACAUUAUCCGAUCGUAAUGGGAAUACCGUGGAUGCGACGUCACGAUGUCACCAUUCGGCCAAAGGAUAAUCUACUUGUUUUUGAUUCUCAGGACUGUCUUAAACACUGUUCACUCAGUGGAACUGCAGUUACUGUUCAUGGCGUAUCGAUUCCCUUACCAGAAUAUCAUACUGUUGUCGUUUCAGCAGCUGAUAAAUCCACUACCAACGUCAAGCAACUAGUACCAAAGGAGUUCCACCAUCGUCUCCAUAUGUUCCAAGAAUAUGACGCUUCUGUCCUGCCGCCACAUCGACCGUCCCAUGACAUUGAAAUAAUUUUGGAAGAGGGUAAACGAGUACCGUAUGGACCCAUCUAUGGCCUGUCGCAGACUGAAUUAAAAGCACUACGGGAAUACCUUGAUGAAAAUCUACCUAAGGGAUUUAUUCGGGCCAGUGAGUCACCAGCGGGAGCACCCAUACUGUUCGUAAAGAAAAGUGAUGGGACUCUCCGGCUCUGUGUAGAUUAUCGAGGUCUCAAUGCAAUCACGGUCAAAAAUCGGUAUCCGUUACCAUUGUUAAAGGAAACCCUGGCCAAGUUAUCAAGAGCGCAAUACUACACCAAGCUGGAUCUACGUUGGGGAUAUAACCAAAUCAGGGUAGCCGAGGGAGACGAAUGGAAGACGGCGUUCAGGACUCGUUAUGGACAUUUCGAGUAUACUGUAAUGCCGUUUGGAUUAGCGAAUGCCCCUGCCACAUUUCAACACUGGAUCAAUGAUAUUCUACGUCCUUACCUCGAUCAAUUUGUAACGGCAUAUCUCGAUGAUAUCCUGAUCUAUUCGGAGACUCUGUCGGAGCACAAAGAGCAUAUUCAGAAGGUUCUGAAGGUACUUGAUGAGAAUCAUGUUCACCUUAAACCUGAGAAAUGCGAGUUUAUGGUUCAGGAAACAAAGUAUCUCGGCCUGAUUCUCACCCCGGAUGGGAAUCGAAUGGAUCCGAAGAAAGUUGUCGAUGUUUUGGAGUGGUCUACACCAAGGAACCUUCAUGAUGUUCAGGUAUUUUUGGGAUUCGCUAAUUUCUAUCGACGGUUUAUCCUAGGAUACUCAAAGAUUGUUGCUCCACUUACGGCUUUGACGAAGAAAAAUGUUAAGUUCGAAUGGACGGAUGAAAGGGAGGAAGCAUUCCAGACAUUGAAAAAGAUGUUUACAACGGCACCCAUACUAGCGCACUUUGAUCCGAAUCGGAAAAUCGUAGUAGAAACCGAUGCAUCCGACUAUGUUUCUGCUGCAAUCCUGUCCCAACGUGAUGAUGAAGGAAUUUUACAUCCAGUUGCUUUCUUCUCAAAGAAGCAUUCCCCUGCGGAAUGCAACUACGAAAUCUAUGACAAAGAACUUCUGGCAAUUGUACGAUGUUUUGAGGAGUGGCGACAUCAUUUGGAAGGGGCACAAUUUCCAAUCGAAGUCCUCAGCGAUCAUAGGAACCUCGAAUAUUUCAUGUCAACAAAGCUAUUAAACCGUCGACAAGCCCGUUGGUCGGAAUUUCUUUCACGUUUUGAUUUCGUCAUUCAAUUUAGACCAGGGAAACAAGGGGCAAAGCCGGAUGCAUUGACUAGGAGGUCGGGUGACCUACCUAAGGAGGGGGAUGAACGGUUGAUGCAUCAAAGCCAGGUGGUUUUGAAGCGAAAAAAUUUGGAUUUAAAGCUAAGUUUGUUCGCGGGUUCUUUUUCAAAUGAAUCCGCUGAAGGAAUGUCCACUGUAGAAGAGUUGUUUUUAAAUGCUUACCAAGUUGACAGUUUCCCGAACAAAGUACUCGCGAUGCUUCGGAACGGCAUCCGUCACUCGAAUAAGAUCUCGCUUGCCGAAUGUACGGAAGACAACAACGGUCGGCUACUUUACCGUGGUGUACUCUAUGUACCCGACGACAAUGAUCUUCGGCUAAGACUUCUAAAAGAGUAUCAUGACAAACCAUCGGCAGGUCAUCCAGGCAGAGCGAAGACUUUGGAACUCCUGAAUCGAGAGUAUUACUGGCCACAAAUGCGGAAGUAUAUCGAUCAGUAUGUUCGGAACUGCAAUGUGUGUGCCCGUAGCAAGGUGCCACGCAAUGCACCCUAUGGAGUACUCCGGCCGAUGCCAAUACCCGAUGGACCAUGGACGGAUGUGUCAAUGGACUUUGUUACCGACCUCCCAGAGAGCGAUGGAUACAAUGCAAUCUUGGUCGUGGUGGAUAGGUUAACUAAGAUGCGACACCUAAUACCAACAACAAAGGAGGCGGACUCAAGGGAAGUAGCGAGACUGUAUAUUGACAAUGUUUGGAAGUUACAUGGGUUACCUGAAACUAUGGUAUCUGAUCGAGGAACACAAUUUGUUGCGGAAUUCUGGAGGUCCCUUUGCGAUCGUUUGGAAAUAUCGCCAAAGUUCUCUACAGCGUUUCACCCCCAGACGGAUGGACAAACGGAAAGGAUCAAUGCUGUGAUGGAACAAUACCUUCGAAGUUAUGUUUCUUAUCAACAGGACGACUGGGUUCGAUGGUUGCCAAUGGCCGAGUUUGCAACAAAUAACCAUGCUUCUGAAACAACGAGAAUCUCUCCAUUUUACGCCAACUCAGGAAGGAAUCCAAGAAUGACUUUUGGUCCUUUGGAACAUGGUAGGACGACAGCGGAAGACCAAGCGAAUACCAUUGCACGAGAGAUGAAGGAUAUACUAGACGUUUUACGAGCUGAAUUGUUCCGAGCGCAAAGGAUUCAAGAGGAGUCGGCCAAUAUAAGUCGGACUCCAGCGCCUCACUAUCGGAUGGGGGAUAAAGUUUUUCUAUCGACCCGCCAUGUCCUCACCAAACGACCCUCGAAGAAACUUGAUUGGAAACGCAUUGGACCAUAUGUCGUGAAGCGGAUCGUUAGUCCUUAUGCCUAUGAGUUGGAACUCCCUCGUUCUAUGAAAGUUCAUCCCAUAUUCCAUGUCUCUUUACUGUCGUCUGCAGCAAACGAUCCUUUACCAGGACAACAACAGUUACCACCACCGCCGGUUGAAGUUGAAGGACAGGAGGAGUGGGAAGUCGAGGAUAUUUUAAAUUCCAGGGAUCAUCGGGGAAGAUUUGAAUACUUGGUUAAGUAUGUCGGUUAUGAUGAAGCUUCGUGGCAGCCAUUGUCGGAUGUCGAACAUUCGCCCGAUAUUGUUAAACGAUUUCACGAACGAUAUCCACAGAAGCCUAAGCCUACCAGGAGGUAG